Striga hermonthica is the source of this 756-nucleotide messenger RNA. The record is from the annotation of a GenBank genome assembly. Lineage: Eukaryota; Viridiplantae; Streptophyta; Magnoliopsida; Lamiales; Orobanchaceae.
AUGGAGGCGGAAAGAAAAUCAGUACAGUCCCAAGGUGAUGCUGCUGCAUCGCCAGAUAUUUCUUUUCUUGAAAAGAUAACUUAUAGAGUUGGAAAUAAAAUGAUAUGUUGUUUGGAUGGAGCAAGGAUUGGCAUUCAAUAUGAGACAUCAUAUGCAGGAGAACCUUGUGAGGUGUUCCAUUGUGUUCUUGAAAGCAAGUCGUUUCUUGAGAAAAUGAUAGUUCUCGAGCACACAUUUCCAUUUUUUUUGCCGAUACGUGAUGUGGAAAAUGACUAUCUCUCGUCUAAUGCCAUGAAGUUCAUAGAUCACGUGGGAGAGUUGUUGCAGGCUUAUGUCGAUAGACGAGAGCAGGUUCGCCUUAUAAAGGAGUUGUAUGGGAAUCAAAUCGGAGAACUUUAUUGUAGUCUUCCAUAUCAUAUGGUUGAAUUUGUGCUUCCAGAAUUUGAGUGCAAAAUAACAGUGAGUCUUAGAUACGGCAGUCUCAUCUCUACACUUCCAUCUGGGGUCAGUGUCCUCGCAUGGCCCACGCAUCAACCCAAGAGACUCCGGGCUGGUCUAGCACCCGUCAACAGGAAGGACAUUUCUGGAAAUCAUUUAAUUCCAGCUCGGUUGACAAAUGCUGAGCAUGCAUUGCGGUCGAUGAGUCUACCUGAAGGUUAUCUCUUGAUCAUCAACUACUUUUUUUUUCCUAUUAUUUUAUGCCACAAACAACUCGUGCACUAUAAAACCUCGCCUUCUUUUGUGGUGCACCUCUGA